Cuscuta campestris is the source of this 3642-nucleotide messenger RNA. NCBI's taxonomy places the organism in Eukaryota, Viridiplantae, Streptophyta, Magnoliopsida, Solanales, Convolvulaceae. The record is from the annotation of a GenBank genome assembly.
CGAAGGCACUCGAAGCCCUUCCCCACUUUCUCGUAUCAGAGUGCUCUCGUUGAGAGACAUGACAGACGCAUCGUCCACCACGCACGAACUCGACGCUAGGGUUCGUGAGAUGGGACACGCCAUGGUGCAGAUGCAGAGGGAUCUAGAAUACCGAUUCGAGCGGCUGGAUGCAGCUCUGACCACCAUCCAAACUGCCGUCGCUGGCUUCCAAGCAGGGGGCGGCGGACGGGCAGGGCGGCACCCGAAGCACCACGACAGAGGCGGGGGAUUUCACACGCCGAAGCCCAAGCUUGAGCCGCCCAAGAGUGAUGGCGCGGAACCCUUGCGGUGGUUAUAUCAGGUACAGGAAUAUUUUGCCUACUAUGAAACGCCGCCGGAGGAAAGGUUACGAUGUGUAACGAUGAUGCUCGAAGGACAGGCAGCUGAUUGGUUUCGGUGGAGGCGGAACAACGGCCUAAUCGCGGAUUGGGAUGACUUCGUGCUGAAAUUCAAGUUACGGUUCGACCCGCUUCAUUAUGUGGACUAUGUGGGUCAAUUAGCACGAGUCAGGCAGUCAGGAGGAGUCAUGGAGUACCAGGCCGCUUUCGAGAAGGUCCUCACCCACGUCACCGACGUCCCCGAGCCUUAUCUUCAAUCAUUAUUUCAUGCAGGCUUGAAGAACCACCUGCAGCACGAGAUUAGUUUGCUCAAACCUGAGACGUUAUCGGAGUCCUUUGCGUUAGCACGGGAAUUAGAGGCAAAGCACCAAGCCAUCGUGCAUUCGGUAGGGCUGAAGAGUUCGUCGUGGGGUACCAAUUUCAAUCGAGGCAACCCUAGCCGGGCCGUGGCAGAGGGGUCCGCUGGGUCAGUGACUAAGCCGGCCCAGAUCAGCAGCGGGGUCAAAGCUACAUCCGAGGGGCGGGAGUCUUCCAACACACCACCGAUCAAGCGCCUCACCAGAGCCGAACGAUUGGAAAAAGACGCAAAGGGAUUAUGCUAUAAUUGCGAUCAAAAGUGGCACAAGGGACAUAAAUGUGGACGGUUCAUUCGGAUCAUGGGCGAAGACGAUGGGGAGGAGGAGGAACCCGAAGAAGAUGAAGAAAUUGAGGUCGCCGCCGACAUUUCGAGUUUGAACAGUAUGUCGGGGGUCACCACGCCUCGGUCCCUGCGACUCACGGGAAAAAUUGGGCAACAGGGGCUGGAUGUUUUAAUCGACGGGGGAAGCACGCACAAUUUCGUGCAUCCCCGCACGGUGGAAAAAUUGGGGCUAAGUUUGGAGAAAGUGGCAGCGUUUCGAGUAUACGUCGGCAACGGAGACUCACUGUGUUGUACCCAACAAUGCCGGAAUGUUGCCCUAGAGCUGCAAGGUACGACAUUUACAGUAGACUUGUAUGUCCUCCAAAUCCACGGGCAUGAUGUGGUCCUAGGCGUCCAAUGGUUGAGGGGUCUGGGGCGCGUCCUACACGACUACGAAAAGGUGACAAUGGAGUUUGCCUGGGGAGAACAGACAGUAACUCUACGGGGGGAUGCAGUGGUCCCUAAGCAGACCUCUUUGCACCACUUGCGGGCCUUGCACGCGCGGCAUGAGGUAGAUGCUGGAAUUCUUCUCAUGGUUGCCGAAGCCGAAGACACAGAAAAAGGAGAGUCUGGUGCGACAGAAGAGGGGCUGCCGAGGGGAAUUGCAGCGCUCCUAGAGCGUUUUGACGAAGUGUUUAAGGAACCCCAGGGCCUGCCUCCACACUGUACAGUCGACCACCGGAUCUAUUUGCAACCUGGCGUGGCUCCGGUGAAUCCCCUACCCGUGCCAAGCCAAGUAUGGGAAGACAUAUCCAUGGAUUUUAUAGUAGGGCUUCCACCUUCGCGGGGUUAUACGGUCAUAAUGGUCGUGGUGGACCGAUUAACAAAGGUAGUUCAUUUGGGGGCAUUACCCGCGGGGUUCGACGCUCAUCGAACAGCUCACUUGUUCAUUGAUAUUGUGGUGAAGCUUCACGGGUUUCCCAAGACAAUUGUAUCGGAUAGGGAUCGGGUUUUCCUUAGCAACUUUUGGCGAGAAGCAUUGAAGGCGAGCGGGACGACGUUGGCAAUGAGCACGUCAUUCCAUCCCCAAACCGAUGGGCAAACGGAGGUCAUGAACCGAGCGGUGGAGCAGUACCUGAGGGCGUUUGCACAAGACAAACCCUCCCGCUGGACGGUCCUCCUGCCAUGGGCAGAAUAUGCUCUGAAUACCAGCGUGCAUUCCGGAUUAAAGAGGACCCCGUUCGAGGCUUUGUAUGGGCGACCACCACCGACGUUUUUACCAUAUCGCCGGGGCGAUAGCAAAGUACCGGAGGUAGAUAAUUUUUUGCAGGAGCGGGACUCUUUACUCCGACGCUUGCGGGAAAAUUUGAAAGAAGCUCAACGACGAAUGACUCAAACGGCGAAUAGGCACCGCACGGAUUUGAAGUUCAAAGAAGGAGAUUGGGUACUGUUGAAACUGCAGCCGUACCGCCAGCAUUCCGUUGUUCGUCGGAGUUCACAGAAACUAGCAAGACGGUACUAUGGGCCUUAUCGGGUGCUUGCACGGAUUGGAGAGGCAGCCUACCGCCUAGAAUUACCGCCGGGAUCACGGAUACACCCCGUAUUCCAUGUCUCUUUGAUGCGGCCGUACUAUGGAGAGUCACCCGAGCAGGAACAACUUGCGCUACCAUCCGAGUUCGUGCAUGGGCAGCCCCUAUCGGAGCCAGCGCGGAUUCUCGCCGAGCGACAGGUUUUGGUGCGGGGAACACCAGAGAAACAAUGUUUGGUGGAAUGGACAGAUGGGGGACGAGAUGACGUCACAUGGGAACCAUACGAUCGGCUUCACCAACGGUUUCCGACGUUACACCUUGAGGACAAGGUGGCUUCGCAAGCGGAAGGGAAUGUUACGCAAGGACUGCAUGGGUCUCGGAAGGAGACCUCUAGUGAGCGGGACAAGCCAGUGGGCCGAGCCAGGGCUAAACAGACCGAAGGGAAAAGGAAUGUGUGCCGCGAGGGUCGAGAGGAGAUACGAGAGCCACGGACGAGGAAAGCACCGGGAUGGCACGACGAUUACGUUUUAAAUACGAAGGCACUCAAAGCCCUUCCCCACUUUCUCGUAUCACAAGGUCAGUCCAGUUCGCCUCAGCCGUUAUCGGCGGUGGCGCCUGGCCAGAAGCUAUGCCGGCUGAAGAAGCAGUUUCCCUCCUCAACCCCUGCAUUGCGGGGCCCUAGGGUUGAGUUGGAGGAAAACAUCAUGGCCCUAUGCCAUUGUCAAAUUUCUUACCAAGGGUUUGCCGACGCUACUGAUAUGGUCGGCCCCUCCAUUGAAGUUCGGCGGCCCAGCAGGACCUAGGGCACCCUGGAUGCCCUCGAGGGUUCUUCAUUGUUCACCUGGCUUCUUGAGGAAGGGACUUUGGUUCCCCUUGAACUCUCUGUUGGUGGAGUUCCUUAACGAGGCGAACUAGACUCGCCUCUAUGCCGGUUGAAGAAGCAGUUUCCCUCCUCAACCCCUACGUUGUGGGGCCCUAGGGUUGAGUUGGAGGAAAAUAUCAUGUCCCUAUGUCAUUGUCAAAUUUCUGACUAAGGGUUUGAGUAUCACAUUAUAUAUAUUCACUAUUAAUCUACUCAUCAUAUCUAUCUUUUUUUAAACAAAUGUGUACUAAUAUU